Messenger RNA from Arvicola amphibius (Eurasian water vole), 1267 nucleotides. It is a transcript of the gene Dscc1, whose product is annotated as DNA replication and sister chromatid cohesion 1. Bases 68 to 1267 code for a protein of 399 amino acids. Lineage: Eukaryota; Metazoa; Chordata; Mammalia; Rodentia; Cricetidae. The record is from RefSeq and is a predicted model, not a curated record. The transcript is spliced from 9 exons. Gene Ontology annotation, cellular component: Ctf18 RFC-like complex; chromatin; nucleus. Gene Ontology annotation, biological process: mitotic sister chromatid cohesion; maintenance of mitotic sister chromatid cohesion.
CGCGCUUUUGAAGUCUCGGGCGCUCGGAUCUCCGCGGCCAGCGACACGCCCCUCUCGGUACCGCGACAUGCCUCAGCCGCCCGCUUCGCGGAGGACCCGCGAGGAGGUGGACGCGACGCUGCAGGUCGCCAAGCUGAACACCGCGGAGCUGCUGCCCACCGUGCACUGCCUGAGCUUCGGCCCCGGCACGAGCGGCGCGGCCGCCGGCGACUUCUGCCUGCUGGAGCUGGAGCCCGCACUGUGCCAGCAGCUGGAGGCCGGCCACAGUUUUGUGAUUCGAGGGGACAAAGAUGAACAAGCCGUGCUGUGCAGUCAAGACAAAACCUAUGACCUGAAGAUAGCGGACACGUCCAAUAUGCUGCUCGUCAUCCCCGGCUGCAAAACUCCAGACCAGCUGAAGAGGGAGGAAGCACAGAGCAACAUCGUUCACAAUGAGAUCUUUGGUUUCUCUAAUAAUUAUUGGGAGUUAAGAAGAUGCAGACCUAAAUUAAAAAAGCUAAAGAGACUUCUGAUGGAAAAUACCUAUGAAGGCCCUGGCACUCAAAAAGAAGACGAUCCAAGCCACUCAAAAUAUACAACUGAAGAUUUGCUUGAUCAAAUUCAGGCAAGUGAAGAAGAACUAAUGGCCCAGUUGCAAGUGCUAAAUGCCUGUGAGAUUGGAGGUUAUUGGAGAAUUCUUGAAUUUGAUUAUGAGAUCAGACUUCUGAAUCAUGUAACUCAGCUUGUGGAUUCUGAAUCCUGGUCUUUUAGUAAAGUGCCCUUGGCUGUGUGCCUGCAGGAACUUGGGCCUUUGGAGCCAGAGGAAAUGAUUGAACACUGUCUUAAAUGCUACGGAAAGAAAUAUGUGGAUGAAGAUGAAGUUUAUUUUGAAUUGAAUGCUGACAAAAUCUGCCGAGUGACAGCGGAGAUGCUCCUGCAGAAUGCUGUGAAGUUUAACCUGGCUGAGUUUCAGGAAGUGUGGCAGCAGAGUGUCCCCGAGGGAAUGACAACUCGGCUUGAUCAGCUCAAGGGUUUAGCACUGGUGGAUAGAAACUCAAGACCAGAAAUCAUAUUCUUGCUCAAAGUGGACGAUUUGCCUGAGGGAACACAGGAGCGCUUCAAUAGUCUAUUCUCGCUCAGAGAAAAGUGGACGGAAGAAGACAUCGCUCCAUAUAUCCAAGAUUUGUGUGGAGAGAAGCAAACUGUAGGUGCGUUACUUACUAAAUAUUCUCGUUCUUCAAUGCAAAAUGGUGUGAAAGUUUAUAAUUCAAGAAGACUCAUUUCUUAA